Messenger RNA from Paramecium sonneborni, 2133 nucleotides. NCBI's taxonomy places the organism in Eukaryota, Ciliophora, Oligohymenophorea, Peniculida, Parameciidae. The record is from the annotation of a GenBank genome assembly.
AUGAAUUGUGCUGUCCACUCUGAAAAAAAGCUCUCGGUUAUAUGCUUAGCGCCUCAUUAUUGUCAACAACGAAAACUUUGCUAUGAAUGCCUUAAUAAUCAUGAAAUGACAUAAGCAGUGCCAAUUGAUCUACUUUUUUCAUACAUUGAGAAAAAGCUGGUUAAAGAAAAUAUUUAAAAAACAUCUGAAUAUACUCAAUUAUUUGAUAAUUUUAAUUCUUAGCUUUUCCAAUAUGAAAGCAUGAUUAAUAAGAUUUUUUUAGAUAUGAGAAAUAAAAUUAAACAGAUACACGAUUUAAUUAAAGAACAAGAUUAAGAUUAUAUAAAUUUUACUAAUUAAAAUAAAAAUAUUUCGACAUUAUCAGAUUCAAAUUUGAACACUCUUGUUUACAUUUUGGAAGGAAGAUCAUAAGAAACUAUGACUGCUAAAAAGAAAUUUUAUGAAUAAUUAAAACAUUUAUAAAAUUAAACAGACUCAACAAUGAACAACUGCCAUUUGAGCAUAACAGAGCUCACUCAAAAAGUAUCUUUUAUAAAAGAGUAAAUAUUUUUAACAAAACAUUAAUUAGUAGUUUGCAAAAAUUAAAUUCCAAAUUCAAAAUUAAUUAGCCAAUUAUAUCUUAUGAUGAUUGUAAAAAAAAUGGAGUAUAAAGAGAAAUAAAAAAGGUUGAUGGAAGUAUUGGAAGGUAAUUAACUAAUAUUCUAUUGAAUAAGGUUGAUUUAAGAAGAAGGAUAUUAUUUGAAUAAUCAAAGAAUUGGAUAAUGGAAUUAUAAUAUUUCAGGAAAUAUAAUGUAUAAUUUAGCAUGGUAAUUUAGUAAUGGUGGGAAAUAUGAUUGGUUAGGAAAAAUUGGUGAAUGGAUAGAAUUGAAAGAUGAGUUUAGUAACAAUAAACAGGUUGCUUUGGUUGGUCAUUAUAAAAAUAGCAAAAAAGAAGGCAGAUGGGAUCAUUUAUGGAGAGAAAAUUUCAACUAAGAUUUCUGCAUAAUGUAAUCAAAAUAAAAUUGGAUGUAUUUUAGUAACGGAGGAAAGUUUAAAGAGGGAAUUAAAUUUGAUUAAUGGAUAGAAUUGAAAGAUGAGUUUAGUUAUAAUAAAUAAGUUGCUUUGACUGGUCAAUAUGAAAAUGGCAAAAAAGUGGGAAGGUGGGAUCAUAUUUAUUUUUGGAAAGAAACGUAAGAAAAAAAUUGUUUGUAAAUGUAAAUAAUGGUGAAAAUAUAGUAGUGAUGUUGGAUAGUAAGAGAUUAAUGGAUGUAAAAUUAAGAUUGGAAAAUGGAUUGAAUUGAUGGGAGAUAAACCAAAUGUAAGUUAUAAUAAUAAUUAUGGUAAAAACUAUAGUAGUUGGGAACGGCUUUGGAGGGAAAACGAAGACAAAAAAUUCUUAUAAAUGUAAAUUUCAUAAUUCAAUAUAGUGAAGGAGGAGAUUUUAAUCGAAGUUCAUCUAAAAUUAAAUUUGGAAAGUGGGUAGAGUUGUGGGAUCAAUUUUCAAAAGAUGCAUUAGUCACUUUUGAAGGUGAAUACAAUAUAAAAGGUAUGAAAGUAGGUAAAUGGGAAUUUAAAUAUGAGAAUAAAACAAUGUAAAUAUUUCAUAAGAAUUGGUUAGAGGUGGUGGAUCAUUUGGAGAAGAAUAAAUUAAGGAAGGAAUAUGGGAAGAAUUAGAUAAAGUAUUUACUAGAGAUGGCUAAGUGACUUAUCAUGGUAGUUAUAACUCUAAAGGGAUGAAGAUAGGUAGAUGGGAAAUUAAAUAUGGGAAUGAAACAAUGUAAAUAUUUUAUAAGAACAGGUUAGAGGUGGUGGAUCAUAUGGACAGGAAUAAAUUAAGGAAGGAAUAUGGUAAGAAUUAGAUGAAGAGUUUGAUUAGAGAAGAAAAGUCACUUACACAGGCUAAUAUAAAGAAGGAAUGAAGUAAGGUUCAUGGGAUACUAAAUAUGAAGGAAAAAUAAUGUAUAUAUUAUAUUAAAUAAUAUUUUUAGUGGUGGUGGAUCUUAUGGAAAAAAUGGGAUUAAGAAUGGAUAAUGGAUUGAGAUAGAUGGAGAUUUUGGUAUGUGGACUCAAUAACUUUUCAUAGGAUUAUAUGAUAAUAAUGGCUAAAAAAUUGGUAAAUGGUAGAAAAAAGUUGAUAAAUAAAUAAUUGCAUGA